AUGUGGAUCACGAGGUUUGCGGAUGUUCCUGUGAAAAUUGUCUAUAGUAACAACAUUCACAUAUCCCCGGAGCAGCGGCUGCCGUGUCUAAUGAACGAUGACUCUACGAGUGCGAUUAGCGGAUACGCGGAGAUUGUGCACUAUCUGAGCCAGCAGGGGUACAAUGUUGGCGAGCUAGGAGCAGAAACUAUUGCCUUGAUUGCAAAUCUAGAUAGAGCAACCACGCUGACUUACUGGACGCUAUUUUGCAAUAAGGAAAACUACGAAACGAUUACGCGCCCUCAAAUUUCUCAGGCGAUUGCAUUCCCGAUGCAGUACAAUGUUGCUAUGAAAUUGCAAAAGGAUGCAGCAGAAAGAUGUGCAUCCGAAGGGAUCAAGCAUAGCAAGAAACCGCCUAAAGAGAAAGGGCUGAACAAGACGCACACUGACGCCCUCGCCGCUGACCGUAAUCGCAAAGCCAUGGUGUCCAUGAGCCAAGAAACCAUGCAGAUCUUGACUCUUGGCGAAAAGGUGUAUCAACUAUGCUCAAGGAUGUUGGGCCAGGAACCUGAUCCAGCCAGGUUCCUCUUAAUGGCCAAUAUAUAUUUACAGACGCUGCCCGGACUGCCUCAACGACCUCUAGAGACGGUCAUUUCAAAGUACGAUGCCCUCAAAACAGAGAUCCCCAGCCUUGAGUUCACAAACAUCGUAGAACCGGGCCCGUCAGAGUACAACCUGUCCAAUUGGCUUGCCAGCUGGACUCCCUGGACUCCCUGGACCCUGGGCUAA
This is a messenger RNA of Wickerhamiella sorbophila, 768 nucleotides long. Its product is annotated as Sorting assembly machinery subunit. The record is from RefSeq and is a predicted model, not a curated record. The transcript has a single exon. Gene Ontology annotation, biological process: mitochondrion organization. Gene Ontology annotation, cellular component: SAM complex. Lineage: Eukaryota; Fungi; Ascomycota; Dipodascomycetes; Dipodascales; Trichomonascaceae. The coding region runs from base 1 to 768 and encodes 255 amino acids.